Messenger RNA from Penicillium atrosanguineum, 987 nucleotides. RefSeq lists its product as uncharacterized. The transcript has 2 exons. The record is from RefSeq and is a predicted model, not a curated record. Gene Ontology annotation, biological process: L-methylmalonyl-CoA metabolic process. The coding region runs from base 1 to 987 and encodes 328 amino acids. Gene Ontology annotation, molecular function: methylmalonyl-CoA epimerase activity. Lineage: Eukaryota; Fungi; Ascomycota; Eurotiomycetes; Eurotiales; Aspergillaceae. Gene Ontology annotation, cellular component: mitochondrion.
AUGAUCGGCCAAGGCAAGAUUCGGCUAGCACGUCUGGCGUAUGUCCAUUAUGAGCAUCAGGAUCUUGAAAAAUUCAAGCAGUUCGCUGGGGACUUUGGCCUGAUCGAAGCACAAUCUACGAACGAUGUAGUUUACUACCGUGGAUAUGGGCAAGAUCCAUUCGCCUACAUCGGUAGUCGUUCUAAGGAUGGAGCCCCCAAUGCUUUCAAGGGAGCUGGUUUUGUUGCCAAAACCCGUCAAGACUACGACAAUGCUUGUGCGCUUCCUGGCGCUACCAUUCGCAAUGCUUCUGAGAGACCUGGCGGAGGCCAUUUGGUCGUUGUUAAAGACCCAAACGGGUACGAAAUGGAGGUUUGCUGGGGACAGACUGAAAAUUCGGUGGCUUCUUGCCCCUUGUCGUCCGCCAUUGGAGAACCAGCCCCAAUGAAUGGAUCCUUUGACAAACCUAGGAAGGGCCAAUUCAUGCGAUUUGCCCAUGGCCCUGCAAUGGUACAUAAGCUCGGUCAUUUUGGCUACAUGACCGACAAUUACGAGGAAACAUGUGCCUGGUACUCUGAGUUGUUCAAUUUCAUCCCCACUGAUAUCCUUCUCUCGCCGGAGGACAAGAGUUUGGAAGUGGCGACUUUCUUCCGUCUCGACGUGGGCAAAGAAUAUGUCGACCACCAUUGUCUGCUGCUGACGCGCGAAACUGGAGGCGGCACAAAGAUACACCACUCUUCCUUUGAGGUAGAAGACAUUGAUACUCAAAUUCUUGGGCAUUACUGGCUUGGUGACCAGGGCUACAAGUCUCUCUGGGGGGUGGGUCGUCACACACAUGGGUCCCAAAUUUUCGAUUAUUGGAGAGACACCAGUAAUUUUAUAGUGGAGCACUACGCAGAUGGAGAUGUUGUUAAUGACGAACUACCUGUGGAUUAUGCCGUGGCUGGCAAUAUGGCAGUCUGGGGUCCAGAGCCACCGAAGGAGUUCACAGCAAAGGCCAGCGCUUGA